Molecule: messenger RNA, 9246 nt
Organism: Synchiropus splendidus (mandarinfish)
Lineage: Eukaryota; Metazoa; Chordata; Actinopteri; Syngnathiformes; Callionymidae
Product: nipped-B-like protein B
Exons: 46
Coding region: 690-8930 (2746 amino acids)
Biological process (GO): embryonic viscerocranium morphogenesis; establishment of mitotic sister chromatid cohesion; heart morphogenesis
Cellular component (GO): Scc2-Scc4 cohesin loading complex
Molecular function (GO): chromatin binding
Source: RefSeq, a predicted model, not a curated record
GGUACAACAGGUAUUUUGUGGGUUCACCUGUCUCUCGUCCAGCUUUUCCGUCUCUGGCUGGGAAAAGGCUCCACUCCUAACCUCGAACCUCCCGUAUAGCUGAGGAUGACUGCAUUUAUUUUUGUCGAGAAUUACGGCUCUUCUUAUGAGUAAUACUGCUAUUAUCAUGCUAACUACUAUGGCUCCUCGCCGGUUGAGGGAGUUGCUCGUUUAAACUCAUUCUUCCGGUCGGCAUUUUGAGCAAACACUGAGGGACAACCAGUCCGAACCCCCCCUGUUUUUAAAAACAUAUAAAUGUGUUGCCGUUUUUCUCAACGCGAAUCAAUUAAUCGAUGAUCGCGUUACUCCGGCAACAUCCAACAUAGCACCAGUCCCCACUUCGGCCAGGUUUCCAGACGUUGUGCCCGGCGUGGAUGGAGAGAACCUCGCAUAUCCGGAGCCGGUUGUGAUCGCUGUUUUUCCUCAGAGGAGCUGUUGUGAAGUCUGGGGACGAAGAGGGGAGCUAGAGGCUCUUCUCCUGCUCCAGCUGCCAUCCUCCCCCUCCUCCUGCUCCUCCUCCUCCUCUUCAUCCACUAGAACCACUUCUUUCUCAUCACAUCCUGAGGAAUUUGGAGAUGUGAGGAUCAGAAAGGGAUCAGAGAGAUUCGGUAGCCUGUGCAAAGACACGACCACUUGACCUCAUCUUCAGCAUGAAUGGUGAUAUGCCUCAUGUUCCCAUCACUACUCUUGCUGGAAUUGCUAGCCUGACAGACUUGUUGAACCAGCUUCCGCUGCCGUCUCCUCUUCCCGCCACCACUACCAAGAGCCUACUCUAUAAUGGAAGGAUCUCAGAAGAGGUCAGCAGCCUGCUGGUGUCUCGAGAUGAGAAUCUGGUGAAUCAGCUGGCGCAUAGUCUCAACCAAGUGUCCACUGAACACAUAGAGCUGAAAGACCACUUGGGCAACGAUGAACCCGAAGGUGAUAUGCCAGUGCUGCUGCAGACGUUGCUGUCCAAACAUCCCCAAAUCUUCAACGACAAAAGCGGAAUUCAGCAACCGAUGACCCAGCAAUACAAGAUUUCCCAAAAUCAGGUUCAUGGAAGCCCAGCAGCAAACUAUCAGCAAACCACUGUCCCUCAAAGCCCCUCGGGAUGCUUUACAUCCCCUCAAUCGGGGUCUGGGUCUCGGUUCAUCCCCCAGCAGAACAGCCCCAUUCCAAGCCCCUACACCCCUCAGAGUCCUGCAGACUACAUGCAGUACAGUUCACCUAGUUACUCUCAACACCAGCAGACUCAGCAAGUUGCAGGUAGUAUCAGAAGUCUCCAUGGCAACAAGGUCUCUCGGCAGCUAUCCAGUAAUCCUUCCAAUCAUAAUGUGAAAUCGGAAUCUCACGAUGGUUACGUGAAUGUCGCUCACAGACUUGGAAAUGAGGUGAACGAUUCAUCGAUGAGAGACGCCUCGUUUCCAAUCAAAUCUCCUGCUGGAACUGAAGAUGUGUCUAAAUGGUCAAGACCACUUGCCAUGCAGUCCCCCCCCUUCGAACCGCCACCUGGAUCAGCACCGAACAUGCCUCUGACUCCUGCUGGUCGCCGAAACAAGCAAAAGCAAAGAAGCCAAGAGGAGAACGAGCCUUUGGAGAAAAACGCUUUGUACGACAUUGUGAGUUCCCCAGUCAAAGAGUCUGGCAGGUUGACAAUAAAACUGUCAAGAGUGAGGACUUCAGACACGGAUCAGAGCAGAGAACCCUCGCCCAGAAUUGGCACGGACCAAGACGCGGAUCUGACGAACAACACAGAGUUGACGAGUAGCGAGCAGGACUUCUCCGACAAGGUGGAACUGGAGGACCAGGAGCAGGUGAACUGCCAGCAGGUCACAUCGCAGCCCAACAUCAGAGAAACUGGAGUUAUUUCCGGAGCUGAUGAUGCAGAGAUGGAUACAUUAUCUGAGAUUGAGAGGACAGAACGUGAGUUGGUCACGGAGAGGGAGCGAUGGUCGAAAGAAGUCCAAGAUAAAGAUAAGCCACUGAAGAAGCGAAAGCAAGACUCUUAUCCUCAGGAAUCUGGAACUGAGGCCAGUGACGGACUCUGUAUUCAAGGUGCCAACACCGGCACAAAGUUGACGCCGAAGAAGACAAACACAGCAAGUAAUGGUGCCAGCCGCCCAGCGCUGAUGGUCAGUAUUGAUCUGCAACAAGCAGGCAGAUUGAUACGACAGCCUGUCGUGGUCUUGGACGCACAUCCUUUAAGUCCAGAGCGCGUAAAGCAUCUCAUGUCAAACACGAAGGAAACGGUUGAUCAAGUGGAUGAAAACAGACCUGCUGUCAUCAAACAGCCUGCUGACAACUCUGCGGAGCCUGGCUCAGAUGGCCGACCAACUGCUGAGAAGCUGGAGAGUCGGAGGGAAUCCAAGCACCGACACUCAGACGGGAAACGUUCUGACUCUCAACGGCAGAAACAUAACCAACAUUCAGAAACACGGCCAGAGAAGACUCACAACAAUCACCAGUCCCAAAUUGGCCAGUUGGAGUCGCCAAAAGCCACAAGCAAAUCAGAGCGCAACUCCGGCCACGGUCAAGAGAAACGAGAACGACACAAACCCAAAGAGCUAGAUGGGGAGAAGGAAAGAGAGAAAGACAAGAUGAAGAGUAAAGAUCGGGUUAGAGAAAAAGAUGAAGUAAGAGAAAUUGACAAAAAUGUGGAGAAAGAAAAGAUGAAAAAUAGAGAGGACAAAGAGAGAGAUGCUGGGAGGGAUAAGAACAAGGUUCGUGACAAAGACAAAGAAAAACAUAAAGAAGGCAGUAAGGAUAAAAGAGAAAAAGAGAGCCUUGAAGAUAAGUCAAAGCAGUCAAGGAAAAAUAAGACAGAAGAAAAGCCAGACCGAGAAAACGAAAGGGAGAGAAUGAAAGAUAUGGACAAGAACAGGGUGAGGGAUAAAGAGAAGGCUCGGGAAAAAGAUAAAGACAAGUCGAGAGAACGAAACAAAGAUAAGGAAAGAGCUAAAGAUGGUGUUAAAGAAAGGGAUAAGGUUAGAGAAAAGGAGAAAGACAGAGAAAAGGAGGAAAGCAUGCUUCGUAAUCAAGACAAGGGAAGAGAUCGUGACAGAGAGAGAGCCAGUGGUGGCGGGGAAAGGAAACACAAAACACAGAAAGAAGUAGCUGACCAUCCUUUUCCUGAAUUGUCUUCCAAAUCUGACAGAGCGAAAACAAAGCAAGACGAGCUUAGAAAGUCCUCAGACGGUCAACAAAAGACAGAAAGUUCUUGUCCUCCAAACACGCCGAGUAAAAAAGAGCGAAGGAGUGGGGACGGAGUCAACAGUGGCCAAGCGACAAAUAAACAACAAUCCAACGAAGUUAAAACUAGCCAUUUUCCUCAGUACCUGCUGGGCGGAAACUCCGGAACCCUGAAGAACUUUGUUAUUCCUAAGCGGAAGCAGGAAGGGAAGGAGAAGGAGCCCAAAGUAGCUGACGUGUCUGUGGAUGAAUGUAAAGAGCCUCAGUGGUUGCCAGAAAAAGUAGCGCUGGUUAAAAACCUCUGCAAACAAUCAAAGCCUGUUGUGGAGUUGAAUCGAUUGAACGCGGAAGAAGUGAGAAGAAUCAUCAAGGAAAGAAGAAAAUCACAAAGUUUGAAGUCCAAAUAUGGCUCCUCUUCUGAUAAUAGGCCAAGUAAAGAAAUAUCAUCAGGUGAGAAAGGAAGCAAACGGCGGCAUAGUUUGGUGAGCAAGACACCCAAGUAUGCGGAGUCGGGCUCGGACGAAGAGGAAGGCUCAGACAGUGACAGCGCUCCAAGAAAAAAGCACAAGAAGGGCAAGGACAAGACCUGGAAGCACGAAGAGAAAAAAGGCCGCCGGCGUGUUAGCGAAUUACACUCAGACGAAUCAGAUGGAGGCAGUCAGCCACAUGUCUUCAAUGACGUGGCCAAAAAAUGGAAGAAGAAACAGAAGAACAAAAAACUCUUUGAUCCCAAGAUGACCUUAGAUGAAAUGCUGGAUUCUUCCACAUUCAAAAGAUUCAGUGCGGCUGUUGACAGCAUUCUGGAGAGCCUUGAGGAUGUGGACCUCACUGCUGAUGGGGAUGAGGAUGAGAUACCCCCAGAGCUUCUCCUUGGAAAGCACCAACUCACUGAGCUUGGCAGCGACUCUGCCAAAAUUAAGGCUAUGGGCAUCUUUAAGAUGAUAUCAUCUGAAAAACUAGUGAGACUGAUGAGCAUUCUGGAGAAGAACAUUCAGGACAGUGUCAAGCUUUCCACUAUGAUGAGUCUUGAUAACGACAGCAUGGACGAGGAACGUCUGUGGCGAGACAUCAUCAUGGAGCGGGUGACGAAGUCGGCAGACGCCUGUCUCACAGCUCUGAACAUCAUGACGUCCCCUCAUAUGCCCAAGGCUGUUUAUAUAGAAGACGUGAUCGAGCAGAUGCUGCAGUUCACUAAGUUUCAUCUGCAAAACACUCUGUACCCUCAGUACGACCCUGCCUACAAAACAGACCCACAUGGAGGUGCAUUGCAUAAUUCCAAGGGCAAGAAGGGGAAGUCUUCCACCCAUAAGCAGAAGGCUGUGGUGUCACUGUAUAACAAAGUGUGUGAAAUUGUCUGCAACAUUGCAGAGCUGCUUGAGAUCCAGCUGCUCACUGAUACGACUAUUCUUCAGGUUUCCAACCUUGGUAUUACCCCCUUCUUUGUGGAGAAUGUCAACGACCUGCAGCUGUGUGCCAUUUCACUGGUGACAGCGGUUUUCUCUCAGUACAAGAAGCACAGGCAGCUCAUCUUGGAAGAGAUCUUCACCGCUCUGGCUCGACUACCAACCAACAAACGUAGCCUCAGAAACUUCAGUCUGAACAGCGGCGACUCAGACGAAGAACCGGUCUAUAUUCAGAUGGUCACAGCUCUGGUUCUUCAGCUCAUCCAGUGUGUUGUUCAUCUCCCUUCUGAACGGGAAACAGAGGACGAAAACAACAAGAAGGUGGAUAAAGACAUUCUAAUUACAAACUCCUAUGAAACGGCAAUGAGAACUGCCCAGAACUUCCUGACGGUCUUUCUGAAGAAAUGUGGCAGUAAGCAGGGAGAAGAGGACUACCGGCCUCUGUUUGAGAACUUUGUGCACGACCUUCUGUCCGCGGUCAACAGGCCAGAGUGGCCAGCCGCAGAACUGCUGCUUAACCUACUGGGUCGUCUGCUGGUGCAUCAGUUCAGCAACAAGCAGACAGAAAUGGCACUGCGGGUGGCGUCUCUGGACUAUCUCGGUACUGUUGCGUCUCGCCUACGUAAAGAUGCUGUCACAAGCAAGAUGGACCAGAAAGCAAUAGAUCGCAUCCUGAAAGAGGCUCCGGUCAGUGAUGAAGUCCAGCAGCUGCAGAGGUCUUUACUGGACUACAUCGAUGACAAGCUGGAGUCAGAUACCUCUCUAGUGUUUGCAAGGAAGUUCUACAUCGCCCAGUGGUACAGGGACACUACAAGUGAAGUGGACAAAGCAAUGAAGUCUCAGGACAGCGACGAAGACUGGAGGGGUAAUUCCAUGGACGUAGAAGCCAGUGAGGAGAUAAUUCAGAAGGCAGAACUGCGGAAGAAAUUCCUGCGCAAGUUUAUCAGAAACUCACGCACCAGGUUAAUAUGGUUGAUAGACUCAAUUAUGCCGUUUGCCCCCACCAGGACCAACACUUGUCUCUGUUUCAGGACCAACUCUGACGCUGUGGACUACGAGGAUGCCUGUCUGAUUGUCCGAUAUUUAGCCUCCAUGAGGCCAUUUGCACAAAGUUUUGAUAUUUAUUUGUCACAGAUCUUGAGAGUUCUCGGUGAGAGUGCGAUCGCUGUUCGAACUAAAGCCAUGAAGUGUUUGUCGGAGGUCGUGGCUGCAGAUCCGAGUAUUUUGUCGAGGGUGGACAUGCAGCGCGGCGUCCACUGUCGUCUCAUGGACAAUUCCACAAGUGUGCGAGAGGCAGCCGUGGAACUUCUUGGCCGCUUCGUUCUCAGUCGUCCAGAGCUCAUCGAACAGUAUUAUGACAUGUUGGUGGAGAGGAUUUUGGACACUGGUAUUAGCGUGAGGAAAAGAGUCAUCAAGAUCCUGAGGGACAUUUGCCUGGAGCAGCCAGACUUCCACAAGGUGACAGAGAUGUGCGUCAAGAUGAUUCGAAGGGUCAACGACGAAGAAGGGAUUAAGAAACUGGUGAAUGAGACGUUUCAAAAGUUAUGGUUCACGCCAACGCCGAGUCACGACAAGGAAGGCAUGAUUCGAAAAAUCCUCAACGUCACAGAUGUGGUGUCGGCGUGUAAAGACUCUGGCUACGAUUGGUUCGAGCAGCUCCUUCAGAACCUGUUAAAAUCUGAGGAGAACGCUUCCUACAAACCUGCUAAGAAGGCCUGUCAUCAGUUAGUAGACAACCUUGUGGAGCACAUCCUCAAAUAUGAGGAUUCUAUUGCAGACUGUGAAGACAAAGGAGUCAACACUGACCGUGUGGUCGCCUGCAUCACCACUCUCUAUCUUUUCACUAAGAUCAGUCCGCAGUUGAUGAUCAAACAUGCUAUGACCAUGCAGCCGUACCUGACCAGCAAGUGCAAUACUCAAAACGACUUCAUGGUGAUCUGCAAUGCCGCCAAGAUCCUGGAGCUUGUCGUUCCUCUGAUGGACACGCCCAGCGAAAGUUUCCUCAACACCAUCGAAGAAGAUCUGAUGAAGCUAAUCUUCAAAUAUGGCAUGAUGGUUGUGCAGCACUGUAUCAGCUGUCUAGGGGCCAUUGUCAACAAGGUCACUCACAACUACAAAUUUGUUUGGGCUUGUUUUAAUCGCUACUACGGCGCUCUGGCCAAACUGAAGACGCAGCACCAGGAGGACUCCAGCAGCUCCACUCUGGUCAGCAACAAGCCCACACUGCUGCGCUCGCUUUUCACUGUCGGUGCACUCUGCCGACACUUUGAUUUUGAUCAGGAGGAGUUCAAAGGGGCAAAUAAGAUCAUCAUUAAGGACAAGGUGCUGGAGCUUCUACUGUACUUUACCGCACACGAGGACGAGGAGGUCCAGAACAAGGCCAUCGUUGGUCUAGGUUUCCAGUUCAUCAUGCACCCAGAGCUCAUGUUUGGGCAGGAGGUGAAGGUUCUCUACAACAACACCUUGUCUGACGAAAUCACUUCAGUCAAUCUAAAGAUCCAGGUGCUGAAAAACCUGCAGACUUACUUGCAGGAGGAGGACAAUCGAAUGCAGGAAGCUGAUCGUGAAUGGAAGAAACAAGCAAAGCAGGAAGAUCUAAAGGAGAUGGGUGACAUUUCAUCUGGCAUGAGCAGUUCCAUCAUGCAGAUUUACCUCAACAAAGUCCUGGAAUCCUUCUUCCACGCUCAGUCCACAGUCCGACACUAUGCCCUGAGCGUCAUCACGCUGACGCUCAGUCAAGGAUUGAUCCACCCUGUGCAGUGUGUGCCAUAUCUGAUUGCUAUUGGGACCGAUCCUGAACCCACCAUGAAGAACAAAGCAGACCAACAGCUGGUGGAAAUCGACAAGAAAUAUUCUGGCUUCAUUCAUAUGAAAGCCGUCGCUGGGUUGAAGAUGUCGUUUCAGGUCCAAAGUGCCAUUGUCGGAUCUAAGAGCCCAGUUAUCCGAGGUUUCCGCCAUGACGAUACAGACUCUGCUCUCUGCUCCCACCUAUACACCAUGGUGCGGGGGAACCGGCAGCAUCGACGGGCUUUCCUUAUUUCCCUGCUCAACCAAUUUGACGACAGCACGAAGACGGAGGUGAACAGGCUGCUCUUUAUAGCAGACAACCUGGCCUGUUUCCCGUACCAGACGCAAGACGAGCCGCUCUUCAUCAUGCACCACAUUGACAUCACUCUGUCCGUCUCAGGCAGCAAUCUGCUGCAGACCUUCAAGGAGUCAUUACUGAAAGAGCCGGUGCCACGGCCGAAGAAGAAAAAGAUCAAAAAGAAGAAGAAGAAAAAGAAGAAGAAGUCGCACCAGCAGAGGAGGAAACAUGGCUCUGAUGAUGAAGGCGAGGAGAACAGUAGCAGAUCCAGCAGCAGCAGCAGCAGCAGCAGCAGCAGCAGUAGUAGUAGUAGUAGUAGCAGCAGUGAUGAGGAAGAGGUUGUCCUCUCCAAGAAGAAGACGGAUUCAGACUCUGAGGAUGAGGAUUCCAUCUUGGACCGACUUCCUGAGAACACAAAGCUCCUGCUGGACUUUGCAAGUGCGUCUCAGGGAAUCAUCCUGCUCCUAGUGCUCAAGCAGCAUUUGAAAAACCUCUACGGAUUCUCAGACAGCAAAAUCCAGAAGUACUCACCGACAGAGUCUGCUAAAGUGUACGACAAGGCUGUGAGCCGGAAACCGAAGGUGCAUUUCCACCCUCGACAGACUCUGGAGUUCCUCAAGGGGGAUUUGGCCAACAAGGAUCUCAGCGACGACACCAAGAGAGACAUAGUCAAACAGUAUUUGGAUUUCAAGGUCCUGAUGGACCACCUGGACCGUGAUGAAGAGGAAGAGGAGGGUGAGGCAAACGCAAAUGCCAGGAACAAAGCAAUCACCUCACUGUUAAAGGGCCCAAAGUCCAAAAACCACGACCACAGCAAUAACGCUGUGCCAGUGGAGUCUGAAGAUGAGGACACAGAGGAAGAAGAUCCACCUGCGAAGAAAUCGAAGAAAGGUGCGGAAGCCGCCGCCGAUGCAGGCCACAUGAAUGAGAAGGUGGAAGCCAUGGACGUCAUCGCCAUCUGCUGCCCCAGAUACAAAGACCGACCACAGAUUGCCAGGGUCAUCGAGAAGAUCAAAUCUGGCUACAGUAUACACUGGAUGUCAGGGACUUACACUGGACCCUGGUCUGUGGCAAAGAAAAGGGACGGCCGUAAAAAGGUGCCUUGGGUGGACGCCAUCAAAGAGUCGGACAUUAUUUACAAGAAAAUCAACCUGACCAGUAGUCAGAAGCUCUCAAACAAAGUGGCACACAGGCUAAGGGCGCUGUACGCCGCCAGAGACGGGACUAAGAGAUAAUCAUCUGACUUUACUCACACAACCCCCUUGUCCCCGCCCCACUGCCCAAAUCUAUGUGGAUCCAAUGUGUCACACAGAAACAUUUUUAAUAUUUAAUGACCCUAUGAAGUUGAACACCGGAAGGAAAUGUUUGAGGAAAACAUUGUGUGGGAUUUCCUUCGCUGUUGUACAGCAACCUGGUUGUUUGAUUUUUACUCCCACUGUAUCAUAGUUUAACAGUUGUUUAUAUCUGAACAUAAAUAUGUAAAAAAGAAGUAAGUGAAUGUUGGAAAUUAGUGUAUUGAUGAUGUUCUUAAUAAAGUGUUUUUGAAGAUUA